Messenger RNA from Brachypodium distachyon (stiff brome), 960 nucleotides. RefSeq lists its product as uncharacterized. The transcript has 2 exons. The coding region runs from base 135 to 635 and encodes 166 amino acids. The record is from RefSeq and is a predicted model, not a curated record. NCBI's taxonomy places the organism in Eukaryota, Viridiplantae, Streptophyta, Magnoliopsida, Poales, Poaceae.
CCGCAUACUCCUUUCAGCUCAGAACGAAGCAGAGUAGCCCAAUCACGCACACAGGCAAAACAAAACCAGCAUUUCCUCCCCUCCACGGAUCCACGCCGCUGCUCUCAGCUAAGCUCCUGACCCGACCCGUGGCCAUGAUGAUGGCUUCACGAGCAGCCGCCGCUCUCCGCGCAGCCGCACUGCAGGGCUACCGGAGGCCGGUCUCCACCGCCACGGCGGGGGCCGCGCAUCCGGAGAGCGCGAAGGCGAAGCCCGUGGGCGACUACGUGCCGGUGUACGUGGCGCUGGGCAUGAUAGCGCUGUCCGUGACGUUGGGGCUGCACACGGCGCGGCAGCAGCUGGCGCACGCGCCCAACGUCCGCCUCGACAAGCGGAAGCGCGAGACGGUGCCCGAGGUGGUCGACCCGGACCUGGCCCUCGACGAGGCCGAGCGCUUCGUCGGCAGCUCGCUCUUCCGCAAGGUCGCCCACGUCCAGGACGACCGCUCCCUCACUGCCGGCGUCGCCGACCCCGUCACAGAAUACCCCGUGAGGAAAGCGGUGACGCUCAAGGACGUCGGCGUGGACCCGCCGGGAAUCCCUGAGCAGAGCAGGGAGGGUAUCCUCGACAGGAUCCUCAGGAAGAACCACGCUUGAUUACUUCCAGAAGAGCCGGCCAGAUCGUCGUCGAUCCGCUACUACUACUACUAAGCUUGGUUUCUUGCGUUAAACUAGUUAGUUCUGCACUUCAGUUAGUGUGGAUAAUGUGGUCAGAUCGGCUGCCCUUUUUACUAAAGCCGACCGAUGUAUCGCGAACGUUUUCUUUUUCUUUUCUUUUCGCGGGGACGGACGAUGUAUCGCCAACUUGCACGUGAUGCUGACGUGCUGAUGUACAUAUCCAGUGGAGAGCUCUGGUCUCUGGUAGUCGCUGGACAAUAAACUGUUUCCUUGCUCUGGUAUAUAUUCUGGGUGUUUACUGCAC